CAUGUUUCAGAGAUUAAGGCGACAAGACGAAAGAAGUGGAGACAACUUUUCAUGCAACGACGUACACUACACGUUCGAUUUCUCACAAUAUGUCAAAUUACCCCACCACACCAGAGAAAAAGGCCCGACAUACUUUAUUCAACCCAGAAAAAUCCAGAUCUUUGGAUACAGAGUGGAUGGAGACAAACAGUACAACUUCCUUAUUGAUGAGAAUGAGACAAUAGGACGUGAUGGCCAAUUGGUACAUGGACCUGACGCUGUAAUAUCUAUGUUAGACCAUGCAUUUGCCAACUAUAGUCUGGGUGAAAAUGAGUGUAGCUUGCAUGCAGACAACUGCUUUGGUCAAAACAAGAACCGUUACGUCCUCGGUUACCUGUCUUGGAGAAUUAUGACGCAGCGUCACCAGAAAAUCACGUACAUGAUGCAACUUCCUGGACACACACGGUGUUUGAUCGAUGCAGGAUUUGGGAACAUUAAGACACUGUACCGUAGGAAGGAUUGUGACACAUUACAACAUAUAGCUGAAGUCGUUAGCAACAGUUCCCAUAGUAACCAGCCUGUUACCUAUGGCGGAGGAAGUGGAUGGGUUUGGAGGGCAUGGAAAACUUUCAUUGGUGAUAGAUUUAAGAAAGUGCACAAUGUCGCAAAAUAUCACUUCUUCCGUUUUAGUUCUGAGGAGCCAGGGGUUGUGUACAUGAGGCAGUCAGCUGUUGAUGAAAACGAGGUGCGCUUCGUUAUUUGCAAAACGCACCUGUUGGAGAUGGCCAGAGAUGACGUCCCGUCUCAGAUAGUUCCUCCCGGUCUUUCUGCUGAACGUGUGCGUUACCUGUACCGGCACGUGCGUCCUCUAGUCAGACGACCAUUUCAGGAUGUUUUAUGCCCUGCUCCAGAAGAGUCGUAA
Mercenaria mercenaria is the source of this 901-nucleotide messenger RNA. RefSeq lists its product as uncharacterized. NCBI's taxonomy places the organism in Eukaryota, Metazoa, Mollusca, Bivalvia, Venerida, Veneridae. The record is from RefSeq and is a predicted model, not a curated record. The coding region runs from base 2 to 901 and encodes 299 amino acids. The transcript has 4 exons.